Molecule: messenger RNA, 2011 nt
Organism: Tachysurus fulvidraco (yellow catfish)
Lineage: Eukaryota; Metazoa; Chordata; Actinopteri; Siluriformes; Bagridae
Gene: evx1
Product: even-skipped homeobox 1
Exons: 3
Coding region: 114-1214 (366 amino acids)
Biological process (GO): regulation of transcription by RNA polymerase II
Cellular component (GO): nucleus
Molecular function (GO): DNA-binding transcription factor activity, RNA polymerase II-specific; RNA polymerase II cis-regulatory region sequence-specific DNA binding
Source: RefSeq, a predicted model, not a curated record
GAUCCAAACCAGAGCUCGUGCCGCACCACACACAGCUCGUGCGAUCGCUUGUCUCACUGCUUUUCGUUUGUAAACGGUUCGUGUGUAUUUCGUUUGAAUUGUGAGAAUAGGAUAUGGAAAGUAGAAAGGACGGGUUAAUGAGGACCGAGGGUGGUGACACAGGCACAGUGGGCUGUAAUAUCUCCGAAGUUUCUGACGACCAUCAAGAUAAGGCGUCUCGCCGAAACGGCACAUUCCCGGACUGUUUUCCUUAUUCACGGGACCGAGUACACCCAACGACGGAGGAUGCGCAGAGCGGCACUUUCAAGGAAAUGAGACACACAAGUAAGCCGUGUGCGCAGAAGCAAGAGCUUUCAGAUCUCCCUAAGAGAGAAGCGAGCAGCUCCGAGGCGGAAUCAGAUUUCUAUGAGGGAACUGAUGCGAGUUGCACCCCUGAACGCAUGGAUUAUCACAAUGCUCAAGGACGCGAGUCUCCGAGUCCCAGCACAGAGAGCACAGUGGAUGACGUGAAAGUGAACACAUGCCCCGGGGGCCUUUCAUACGGCUCGGAUCAGAUGCGACGCUACCGCACAGCUUUCACCAGGGAGCAGAUAGCUCGACUUGAAAAGGAAUUUUACAGGGAGAAUUACGUGUCUCGUCCACGCAGAUGUGAACUGGCAGCCGCCUUAAAUCUGCCUGAAACAACAAUCAAGGUCUGGUUCCAGAACCGGCGUAUGAAGGACAAAAGACAACGGCUGGCAAUGACUUGGCCCCACCCAGCCGACCCAGCUUUUUACAGCUACAUGGUGAGCCACACGGGGAACCUGCCCUAUUCGUUUUCUUCCCAUCUCCCUGUGGCUUACUACUCCCCCUUGGGUGGCAUGGCAGGGGGUUCAGGAACCGGAGCUUCAGCUCCUGCGUUUGCUAACCCUUUGCGCUCACUGGACACUUUCAGGCUUCUUUCUCAUCCAUAUCAGCGUCCCGAGCUGCUUUGCGCGUUUCGACACCCGUCGCUGUACGCAAGCGCAGGUCACGUCCUGGGUCCCGGCGGGACCGCGUGCUCGUGUCUUGCUUGUCAAUCAAACGGGACUGCUCAGAGGACGCAGACAAACGCAGACAUCACAUGCUCGUCCACCAGCAGAGAUGAUACAUUCCUUAUGUUCUCGCCUGCUUUUCUCAGCAAGUCACCGUCUGUUUCUGUUGAUCAGAGGGAGCAAGUACCGUUGACCAGAUAAGACACAUGAAAACAGUCACGGACCUUUUUUUUGUCAGUUUACCACAAACGACUGUAACGCAUGAACGAGCCGAACUCUCCAAACCCCGACAGUUAAGGAAAACUUUGUUAACAUGUACAUUUUCCAUUUACGAAGCUAGCUUUUGCGUAAUGAAAUACACGUUUAAUAUGACACGUUUGGCUGUUCCAGGCCGGAAAGAUUGAAGGAAAAGUUAUUAUAAUUUAACAUUUUUUCUUUAACAUAAUUAAAUUAACCCACAUGCGAUAGUCUAUGCUUUCUUUUUAUUUCUUUUCUUUUUUAAUGAAGGAGGUGUGUGAAGACCCUGAGCGCGAAUAAAAGGUAUUAUGGUGGAAUUCACAUUUGUAAUGGCGCCAAGGAACGAACGGGGAAGUGCUGGGUGAUGUUGGAGUAGGUGUUCAAGAGAUUAAAUUAACAUAUCAGAUAUACACAACUUUCAAACUCCUAUUUUUUUCCUUUUUUUCGUUUCUUCUUUCUCAUUCAUAUGAAAUACCACUACAAAAUAGAUCUAGGCUAUAUAAACUGAAAUUAUUUUAAAAUAUCUAUUUGCCUCUCGUACGUGUGUGUGUGUGUGUGUGUGUGUGUGUGUGUGUGUGUGUGUGUGUGUGUGUGUGUGUGUGUGUGUGUGUGUGUGUAUGUGUUAUUUUCGCUUUUCUCAAUGAACAAACACAAAGAGAAGAAUUGGUUCUAUGGUCAUGUGACAUUCAGCCUCUGGAAAUCUCUUGGCUGUCAUUCAUGUCAUGAAAUUCAUAAUAAAACCGUGUUUUGAUAAAAAAAAA